Cyphomyrmex costatus is the source of this 496-nucleotide messenger RNA. RefSeq names its product Cytochrome c oxidase subunit 7B (gene COX7B). Lineage: Eukaryota; Metazoa; Arthropoda; Insecta; Hymenoptera; Formicidae. The record is from RefSeq and is a predicted model, not a curated record. The transcript has 3 exons. Bases 145 to 429 code for a protein of 94 amino acids.
ACAUUUAACCUUCCUCCAAAAUCACUAGGGAGUCAGGAUCCAUUAAUUAAUUAAAAGAAGAACAUAUUUUGAUUUGUCAACGACCUUUCAUCUGUCACUUCGUAGAUUUCUUGUGACUUACGACAGCAAAUUAAUUACGUCAAAAUGCUUAAUCACGUAUUGCGUCCGAUCUCUCGUAACUUCAUCAGAAGAGGUACUCGUUCCUCCAGUUCAAAAGCAGUUCAGGACGAUCUUAGAUUGCCAACCAUAAAUGAUAUACCUGGACCAUGUGGAUCGUGGAAAGAACACUAUGACGCAAGACAGAGAGUUUACAAUGUUCAAUUACUUGCUGGUAUUGGUGUACUCGUUGGUACCAUAGCUUAUGUAAAAUUAUCAGGCGUUAUCUUCUUUAACUUUGGCCCACCUGAGGAACCAACUGAAAACAAAUAAACAUUUAAAAUAUAAAAUUAGAUAAAAAAAUAGAUACGAAAGCAAUCUAGGCAUAUUGCUAAGAAUA